Messenger RNA from Chara braunii, 1268 nucleotides. The record is from the annotation of a GenBank genome assembly. Lineage: Eukaryota; Viridiplantae; Streptophyta; Charophyceae; Charales; Characeae.
UGGGUAUUUACAACGCACCUGCCACGUUUCAGCGGGCGAUGAACAUGACGUUCCAGAACUUCGUCAACAAGACGCGGCUCACUCAGGGGAUGAUUCACUUAUGCGUCAUCGUGUACAUGGACAACAUUCUCGUCUACUCGGAGACCUAUCACGGGCAUGCACAGCACAUCGAGUGGAAACUGGGAGCUCUGAGAGACGCUGGGUUCAAGAUCGCGCUCGAGAAGAGCGAGUUUUUCCUCUCGGAAAUCUCGUUCUUAGGCUACGUGGUGACACGCGGAGGACUGCGGCCAGACUCGAGGAAAGUCGUGGCGGUGAGAGAAGCUCCUGUCCCCACGUCAGUAACGCAGUUGACGUGGACGAGGGAUAUAGAGCACCGCGCCUGGAGCAAAUACCUAGAGCUGCUAAUCAUCCAAGCUUGGAGAACGGAGAUGGAAGGAGACCUUAUCGGAUUUCUAUCCGGAUCGGUGCGGCCCGGCUAUCGACAGCUGAUCGUACAGGAGCUCACGAUUCCUCUCGCGCAGCUGAUCGACGAUCUCCCUCUCGAUAUCGUUUCGCAGUGUGACGAGAGUCCGGUCCCGCACGUCCUUUCACGAGCUCUGACGCCUUACCUACAGUGGUCAGCCUGCCUCGAGGAGCCGGAAAGUGACAACAACCCGCCAUCGCGGCAAGAAUACUUGGACUCGCGGAGGAUAAUCGACCUCGCCUUCUUUCAGCCACGAACGACAUCCGAAGACAAAGCGAUAACGACAGAGGAGGAGGAGGAGGAGGACGAAGAGGGAGGCGACAAGGAAGAAGAAGAGGAAACCCCCGAAGAAGGAAGUUACAGCGAGCACAGAGAGGGAGAGCAGGGCGAAGAGGAAGAAGAAGAGGAUCAGUCGGAGGAAGAGGAGGAAUAUGAGUGGGAGACGUUGGAAGAAGAGACGGAUCGCGCAGAGCCUCACGAGGAGGAUCCCGAGGCGGCGCCAAGGAGAGAAGAGAUCGCAGCAAGGAAGCAGCCGCCGGAGUUCGCAAGUGGAGUGAAUUUGCCGAUCCCAAACGACCCAUCCAAGGAUCCCGAGCCACCCAAGAACGACGAUGGGGACCUUGCUGCCGAGACUUCGAGCGCACCAGUCCGAUGGCGACGAAGCCGAUCCCCCUCCCCCUCCACCUCAGCCCGUCCACCAGUUCGAACUCGUACCGAUGCGGGGCAUCCGGCUUCGUCCCCGGUCCUUAUCCCGUCGUCCCCUUGACCACCUCACCCUCCGCCACAUCACUAGCCGCAUCACCUU